AUAUAUUUUUUUUUUUCUUGACUUAAAGAUGGUGACCAAUAUGGGUGUGCUAGCCGUGUGACACAGCAGCAACAGUUCGACAUCGUUCCAAAGAAACCUCCGUGCUGCGCAUCCGACUCCACCAAAAACGCCCCUCAUUUUCACCGCCACCCUGAGAUUGAGAGUCAGAGAGGCCUCGUCAAAAUGCUCGACGACCACAGCAUCAACUUGACCGACGAUGAAGAUGAUUUUGAACAUCCUACCAGCCCUCUUGAACUCCAAGGAACCUUGUGCAAAUGGACGAAUUACAUCCACGGCUGGCAGGAUCGGCACAUCGUUCUCAAGGAUGGCACGUUAUCGUACUACAAGUCGGAAAAUGACACAGCUUUCGGAUGCCGCGGCGCUAUCAGCAUAUACAAGGCAACGGUCAAGCCGCACGAGUUUGACGAGUGCCGUUUCGACGUCAGCGUUAACGACUGCGUGUGGUACCUCCGUGCCGACUGCUUGGAAGAGCGUAACCGAUGGGUGGAGGCGCUGGACGCUUACAAGGUGGACUCUGCGUACGGGAGUGAGAACAGCCUGCGACGCCAUGGCUCGGCGCUGUCGCUGGGGUCGACAAGCGUGUCGUCGCUCAAGAAAGGUCGUGGGCUGAGGGAGAAGCUGUCCGAGAUGGAGACCUUCAGGGAUAUCUUGUGUCGCCAGGUCGACACACUUCAGGGGUACUUCGACACCUGUGCCUCCCUGGCUGAGGAGUCUGCGAUCGAGGACGCGACCACAGCGUCCAAAGAGGCACGGGGAGAUGAGGCCCCAGCUAGAACGUCGGACCUGCUGCCCUCUCGUCUCAAAGCCCAUGGCACGUACCCUCCAGUGGAUUUUCGCGGAGAAGCAAUCACGUUCAAGGCGACGACGGCCGGCAUCCUGGCAACUCUGUCUCACUGCAUCGACCUCAUGGCUCAGCGGGAGGAUGCGUGGAAACGCAAGCUGGAGCGGGAGGUUGAUAAACGAAAGAAGCUCGAAGAAGGCUACAAGCAGGCUGUCUCCGAGGCUAGGUCCCAGCCUGCAGUGGUGCUCGGAGGUCCCGACUAUGAGGAGGGACCGCACAGCAUGAUCAAUGAAGAAGAGUUCUACGACGCCAUUGACGCUGCCCUGGACCGCAACGAGCAGCAGGAGGAGGAACGGCGUCAGAUCAAGAACAGGGUACGAGAACUGCUACGUCCAUCGUCUGUGGCUUCCCAGCAUCCUCUUUGGAGCGAGGUGGAGGCGGUGACGAUGGAGCAGCUCCGCUACGCCAAGAUGGGGGUGGGGGAGGGGGGCUGGCAGCUGUUUGCCGAGGACGGGGAGAUGAAGAUGUACCGGCGAGAGGUGGAGGAGGCCGGUGUGGUGUGCGACCCGCUCAAGGCCGUCCACGUGGUCAGGGGGGUCACCGGCAGGGAGGUGUGCCACUACUUCUUCAGCCCAGAAGUCCGCUUCGACUGGGAGACGACCUUGGAGAACAUGGAGGUGCUGGAGGUGGUGGAGCCCCUGACUGUCAUCGUGCACCAGAUCCACAAGCGGGUGUGGCCGGCCACCCAGCGGGACGCCCUGUUCUGGUCCCACAUGGCCCGGGCCCCCAACGUGGAGGACCCCGACGCGCACGACGUCUGGAUCGUCUGCAACCACUCGUGCGACACCCCGCCUGUGCCUCUUGGCAAGUGCGUGCGGGUGCGGCUGACCGUAUGCCUAAUGUGCCAGACGUUUGUGGACCCCCCCCAGCCCAACAGCGAGAUUACCCGGGAUAACCUCUCCUGCAAGAUCACCUACUGCUCCACCAUCAACCCAGGCGGCUGGGCGCCAGCAUCGGUCUUGCGUGCUGUCUACAAGAGAGAGUACCCCAAGUUCCUCAAGCGUUUUACGCAGUACGUCAAGGACCAGACAGAGUGCAAGCCCAUCCUGUUCUAGCUGAGAGCAGAAACCAAUGCCCCCCAACCCGAACCUUCAAGAACAUGAAUGGGAGUAGCCAGAUGGGCUACUACCUUCAAGCGGAGAAGAAAGGCCAGCGGCAACAACAUCGGGUCCAAAAGAAUGCGGUCGUCUUGGUCUUUCGGGCAGUCACGCACGAGUGGUGUAGUCCAAUGCUUUUCCUACGACCAUGCACAAUUGCCCACUGGGUAAGGCUACCCCCUUUGUUUCUAAAUCGAGGGGAGUAGCCUUAGUUAGGGAACAUCCGAGUAAUCACACUUGGAGCUGUUGUGCAUAAGCAGUUGCUGGAUGAGCUUCAACUAGGGAACGUGGAGCUACUCUCGGGUUAAAGGGAAAGGCCACCCUCUUUGUCCUCAGAUCAGGGGGAGUAGUCUUGGGGAACAUCUGAGAGGUGUUGUGCACGUGCAAUUACUUGCUGGAUGAGCUUAAACUGGGGGACUAGAGGCUACUCUCAUAUUAAAGGGAAAGGCUACCCUUUAACCCCAGAUCGAAGGAACACCUAAGUUGUGUUGUGCAAGUGUGGUUACUUGCUGAAUGACCCUGAACUGGAUAAGAGGCAAGCUUAUUCUCAGGUCAAAAGGAAAGGCUACACCCCUUUACUCUCCUUGUCCUUAAAUCAAGGAGUAGCCUUAGUUGGAGAACAUCUGAGAGGGCUGUCGUGAAUGUGCAGUUGAUUGCUGGAUGAGCCUAAAGUGGGGCACAAGGUUAUUCUCGGGUCAAAGGGAAAGGCUACCCCCCUUUUGUCCCUAAAUCAAGAAGAGUAGCCUUAUUUGGGAAACAUCCGAAAGGUGGAUGUAGUGUACACGUGAUUACUUGCUGGAUGAGCUGGAACUGGAGGACAAGAGGCUACUCUCAGAUCAAAGGGGGUUGCCUUGGAUCGGGCACAUUUGUUGUUCAGAUUGUCGUCGUUGUUGUCGUUCUUGUUGUUGAGGCUGUUGCUGCUCUUGUUGCUUGAAAGCGAUCUAGCAAAUGUCGAGGGCAAGCUUUCGAGAACGCCGGUGCCUGACGUGGUGUUUCUACUUUGCUCGUUUGCAGCGCAUAAAAAAAAAAGCGAAGGGGGAAAAAAAAAAACUAAGGUUGCAAUUUUUCCACUGCCGUUCUAAUGGGCGGGGGGGGGGGGGGGGGGGGGGGGGGGGGGUGCCGAACGGGGGCUGCGAGGACGGCCUCCCACUUGCAGACGGGAGAGACUAACUGAAAAAGAAAAACGGUGCCAAUGUUUUUUGCCGGCACAUAGCCUAGGUCGCACCGUCGAAGCGGAGGUUUACGUUCGGCCGCGCACAGGUUUAGCUUGUGGAACCUGCAACAAACCCGAAGCUUCCACCGCCUUUCAUCGACCACGACGCCGCAGGAAAUGCGAAUAGUUUGGUGCUGGUAUAAAGGCUCGUCCAUGCACCUGCGACUGCUCACGACAGAGUGCAACCCCUUGUAGCGAGAGAACACUGGCGAUAUCCGUAUAUUUCCUAUUUACUUCUGCGCUUCAUCUUUCCACUAUUGGCGUGGAAAGACUUUCGACAACGUUGCUACGGUGAAGUGCGUUUCCCGUGCCGCCUCAGAGAUGUGCCAGCAUGUCUUCGCCUAAGACGUAGUAGGAAAUUGGUCGUAAGCAGUCGCAAAUGUGUAAACCAGAGGAAUGGAACGAGCAAGUUGAAAGCGUGAAAGUUGCCUUUUUCUUUUUUCUCCCGUUACUUUUAGACAAAUACUCCUAAAUGUCUCCCGUUUUCUUUACGAAACACUCAAGGUCUGUUUUGUAUAUAGGCUGUUCUUCUCGUGCUCUCUCGUUUUUAAAUCGCCGCGUCUAGUCAGUGUUCAGUUCUUUUUUAUUUUUUUUUCUGGUUAUUUUUACGUUUUGACAGGAAUAGUUUCACAUUGUACAUAUGGAGAUGCGUUUGCUCGCCGACCGUUCCAUUAAUCGUCUUUGUGAUGGAUUUACACAAACCCUACGAGAGAAAGUACAAUGGAAUGUGGUGCGCAUGGACGGAUCGCGUCGUCGUCUUUUAAAUGACGGCAACAGGAGGUUCGUUCAUAUCCUUCGGUAUUGGAUGACGAGGCGCUUUCUAUGUAUUAUAUAUAAUAUUGUAUAUCUAUACGCGCGUGUAUACUAGAACGUUCUUUCAGUUUACAUAGGUAGCCAACCCAGCUUGUUUUUCCAGGGUAUGAAAUUUGUUGCUCAACCAAUGAGAUGCUUGUUUCGCUCUUCGUUGCAGCAUUUCGUCUGGGAAAUUUUAACGCAAAAUACGUCGGCAUGUUCACUUUACGUCGCUGAAGCAAACUGCCGUGGGUCUCCAAACUUUGCGUAUUGCUGAAAAAAAAAAAAAAAGGACCGUGCUAAUGUUGCGGCAGGUUCUUCCCAUCUACGCAUGCUGGUACUAUUAUUGUGCUUGCUGUGUGACAGGCAAAUGCUUUAAUUGUUUGAAGCAAAGAAAUAGAAAAAAAAAAGCCGACAUUUUUGUACAUACAUGAGGGUUUGUAUUUCCGAGCAUGGCUACCAUAUAAACGAGUUCCAAAGUCUC
Messenger RNA from Ixodes scapularis (black-legged tick), 4448 nucleotides. RefSeq names its product ceramide transfer protein (gene cert). Gene Ontology annotation, cellular component: Golgi apparatus. The record is from RefSeq and is a predicted model, not a curated record. Gene Ontology annotation, biological process: ER to Golgi ceramide transport. Gene Ontology annotation, molecular function: phosphatidylinositol-4-phosphate binding. NCBI's taxonomy places the organism in Eukaryota, Metazoa, Arthropoda, Arachnida, Ixodida, Ixodidae. The coding region runs from base 184 to 1917 and encodes 577 amino acids. The transcript is spliced from 12 exons.